UUAUACUUUAUAUUUGCUUUAUAAUUAUAAAACUAGUUAAGCCAGCGGUUUCGACUGCGUAUAAUAUUAAAAUAAAUCUUCCUCUUAAAUUACUGUCUGUUUUUCGACGAAAUAAGCGACUUUCUUUACACUAUGUAUUUUGAGUUAUUUUUAUUUGAUUAAUAAUUGAUAAAAAAUGACAAUUUCAAAAAAUUCAUUAUAUUCGUAAUUUCUUUACUUUCUUAUUUAUAUCAAAGCACUAUAAUCAUAAUAAACUUAUUGACUAACAUAACAUAUUUAUUAUUAGUGAUUUAACGUUCCCAACACAAAAAAUACAAUGAAAUCUCACCUUCAUUAAGAUACAAACCAAGAUCGCUAGCAAUUGACUUAAAAAUAUUAUGUAUUCGUUUAAAAUAGUUGUUUGUUAGUACGUGAACUGAAUUUUACUUUCUUUCUCGUGAAUUGAUACCAGUAUAAUGUUGAAUCCGUCCGAUGUUGGUCGUCAUUAACAUUUCACCGUUGACGACGAGCGUGUUUUGCCGCCACAUCGUCUGGCAGUGACCGCGAAAGCGCGCGAACUGUAUCAAAUGCAUAAGCGUUCUCAAUUCAAAAAUAUUGGAAAGCUACUGUUAUUGGUGAGAUUAAAAUAAUGUGGUGUUGUGGAAACUUUAUUGAAUUUUUAUGAAACAAAGUGGAUAUUAGACAAAGUGAAAAAUGUGUUUAAGAAGAAUUGAAUUAGUGUUUUUAAUUUUAGCACUAUAUAUGGAUAAUGUGCCAGAUGCUGAAGGCAGUAUCAUGGACAUGGUGGACUUUCGGUACUGGCGAUGUGUCAUGAAGAGGGAGUGGACAUGUCCCGACCAUGAGAUCAACUUCUUCUUGUUUACGCCGGAACAUCCUCAUCAGCAUUGGAUAGAUCCGCGGCACCCGGACCUGCUUCAGGAUCUCGGUUGGAAGUUGGGAAGGAAGAACGUCCUAAUAAUUCACGGUUUCAAUGGCACGCAUAGCAAAUCUCCCAUGACAUUUUUGAGAGACGCGUUUCUAUCACGCAAAGACUAUAACGUAUUCAUGGUGGACUGGUCUCAACUCGCCAGGUUUCCGUGUUACCUGUCAGCUCUCUCAAAUAUGAAGCUGGUGUCUCAGUGUACAGCCCAGUUAUAUUCUGCAAUCACUGAAGCGGGAGGGUUGGCUAAGAAGACUACUUGUGUUGGCCAUUCAUUGGGAGCGCAUAUCUGCGGAAUGAUAUCCAACCAUCUUACUGAGAAGCAAUACAAAAUUGUCGGACUCGAUCCGGCCCGCCCUCUAGUGAACGCAUACGGUUCGAAGUUGUUCAGGCUAGGGAGGGAUGACGCACAUGUGGUACAAGUCGUCCACUCUAAUGCCGGUUUCCUUGGGGAGGCGGGCUUGGUGGGACAUGUCGACUUCUGCAUUAACGGAGGCAAACUGCAGCCGGGCUGCAUGGGCCAUACGAUGCGAAUUGCCCGCUGCAGCCACUUCAAAAGUUGCUGUUUGUAUGCAGCUAGUGUCCGCCGAAAACUGCGCAUCGUAGGUGUGCCUUGUGACACCACGUGUCCGAAAGAAACUGGCAGAUGGGGCUUAAGGUCUGGUAGACGGUCCAUUUUACUAGGCGAAGACACGCCACAUACGUGAGUAAUUUAUGCCCCGUUUUGUGGCUCUUUUUAUAUUAUCUUCUU
Diatraea saccharalis (sugarcane borer) is the source of this 1670-nucleotide messenger RNA. NCBI's taxonomy places the organism in Eukaryota, Metazoa, Arthropoda, Insecta, Lepidoptera, Crambidae. The record is from the annotation of a GenBank genome assembly.